CCCCGAGGCACCUGAAGUUCACCUGGAGAAAAAGAAAGUGCGGCGGAGCUCGCCCAGUGGAUCUACCAGUUCGACUUUACAGAAGUAAUCGACGAACUCGGUUUUAAACGCACGUUAUGACUUUCUGGGUUUUACAGAGCCGAUCGGACCACAAGGCGCUUCAUCUCCGUAGAUCAGGUGCGCUCUCAGAGGUUUGUUAAUGGAGCGCACAGAGGACGGCGUCCAGGCGCAGUGAGACACGUCUGUAGCAGCGCGGCGCGCAGUGUUUGCACAAGGUGGGGUAAUCAGCAGCUGGCUUCUGUCACACAAAGUUAAAAUGUCUAAAAAAAGCAGUUUAAGGAAAAGUCUGUCCAGGCUCUUCUCAAAGAGCGAGAUGAAUCUGAAAGACUACGACAGACGCGAGGACGGCAGCGGACGCUCCCUAAGGCAUUUAUUCAGGAGCAAGCGGGGCAAGAAGAAGAAGGAUGAAAGAGUGAAGGAAGAAAUGGAAAAGGAGAGCAAGGGAAGAACUCACUUAGAUGAAGAUGAAACAAUUCGACCUCCGAGUGUGGAAAAAAAGCUCAGUGAGAAAACAGGUUCAAAACAGACCCUUGUCUAUGGAGCGGGGUCCAGGUCAAAGAAACGGAGUCGCAGCUACUCAGAGUCAGAUCUGCGGAAGGGGACCCUCUUCAAAAGGUUCAGCACCUUCAUGAACAGUGGGACACGGAAGAAGAAGGGCAGCCAAAUUGACAUGAGCAGCAGUUCUACCAACCUCCAACCAGAUGAGCGGAGCUCCACUGGACAUCUGAUCAGCAGACCUUCCGCUAGAAGCCCAAACAGCAGCGCAAGUAAAUCCACUGACUGUCUGCAGUCAGAUCUUUGUGAUAGUCUGAAUCCCCUGAGCACCUCAAGGGAUCAGGCACUGAACAAACAAGGGAAGCUUUUAUUAACAACAUCAUUCGACAGCUUACCCAGAAACAGGGCCGCUCAGGCUGUUCCAUGCUCUGAAAAUGAAGGGUCAUCAUUGCAUAACCAGUCCAUGGUUGAAAUUCAGAAGGCCGAGGAUGAAAAGUCCGGAACUUCAGAGAAGCUCCCAGAGUGGGCAGAAACCAUCUUGUCUUCAUACCUUGGACCAAAUGUUCCUUCAGGUGAAGAAGCAAACUUAGCACAGCACCUGGAGAGCAAGGAAAGUGCCAAAGAUCUUUCAAGCUCACUAUAUUGUACACAGAAGCUAGAUGAGCAGGAGCUUAGACCAGUUAACUCAGUAACAUCCAGCCGAUCAGGAAGUCUGAACCGAAAUGCAAAGACAACACAAUACAACAUCACAAUCCAUAUGACCAAAAAAGAGAAGAAUAGAGAUGCAAAGGGAGGUAAGAAGGUACCAGAAUGGGAAAACAGCAAAACAGCGAAGCCACAAAGGAGCAUCAAAGACAUCAACGAUUUAUCAGUCAAAAAAGAAGUGAAGACAGUGCCGCACAGAAACAUUCAGGGUAAAAAUGAGGAGAGGGCUUUGGACAGAUAUGGAAAUACUAGAACUUUGUCCAAGGAACUCCAGUCUCCAUCUGAGCUUGCACAUUCUACAAAGGGAUGUGGUACCUCAACUGGCCACACAGCCACUGCAGGCCCAAGAAAAAGUAUUACUGACAAGAGUGCUGUUGAGGUCAGUGAAAUGGCAAGUGGUGUUGAUGGGCUUGUUCCAUCCGAAACAGAAUUCAACACUGAUGAUGAAAAUCACCAGAUGUACCUGCUGAGAAUUCAGCACUGGGCAAACCAUCCAGAAUUUGAUGCAAGCAAGAGUGAGUCAGACAGAGAGAGCCAUUUUCAGGAGGCAUCCGAAGACGAGGACCUCAGUCUCUACACAGAUGCUUUACUGAAUGCCAGGACUGUGUACCCAACAAUAGACGCGACAGAAAAAGGCAGGAAUAGAAGUCACUAUAUGACAGAAUUUUGUGGUGGAGUGUUUGUCAAUGGGCAGAAUGCAAUUGAUGCUAAUGAUAUCAAAAGUCAACAGGACAUAAACAAAGGCACUAGUGGAUGUACUCAGUCAGGCAUUGAAUUCGGAUCACAGCAUUCAAUAAAGAUGCCAAAUUGUGAAUCUGCACACAAAAGUAAGGUAGGCAUGGAAGACAUAAAUUUGGGCCCAGCCAUUAGUGAUAUUGGACAGUCAGAGACUUGGAUGACAGCAGUGAGUAAUGGUGAAGCAACUUGUACAAAUGAAAGCUUAGAAGAGAUUAAUCACAGGGGAACUGAUAAGUUGGACAACAUUGAUCCUAAAUCUGGAAGUGCUGACACCGAUCUAGGCAACCAUGCUGCAAGCAGAAUGGAUGAGCAAAAGGAGGACAAGGGAGAAAGGAAUCUUACCACAUUAUCAGAGCAUAUGGACCUAACCCAGCAGGAGGAUUUAUUAUGCACACAGGUAUUUGUAAACCCGAAGGUCGGCCCCUGCAUUCAAAAUCCAGAAGGUCUAGCAGAACCCAACGGUAGUAAUGAUAAUCCUGGUAAAGGCACAGGGACUGCUAAGAAAUACUUCUCUUCAGAGAUGGUGCUCGAUGUGGUGGAAUAUCAAACAGUCGCCUCGGAGCAACAUGUUCAUAACAAGACAGAGUCAGAACAUGAAGAUUCAAGCAAGAUGAUAAAAAAUAAAGAAUAUUUGAUUGCUAAAGAAUCAGAGAAGAUGAGUCAGACUUUUGGAAAAGAAACCAUGGAGUGUUCAAGUACAAUUGACCUUACUGUUGAAUUAGAACAUUCUACAGCAAAAAGUCCUAAAGCCAAGUCAGAAUCUGCUAUGAUGGCUGCUGUAGUGAGCCAGUCUCAAGACAAGCCUUAUCAUGACCGAGAUGACCAGAGUGCAACCCACAAUGAAAAUGUCCAACAAUUGAAUCCUGAUGAGCAUAACCUAAGCAUGGGCAAAACAACCAUAGUCACUCAAGAAGAAGGGGAAUUAGAUUUGGAAGCUUCAGUGAUAUUGAGUGAAGAGCACAGUGCAAAUGAGGAGUUUAAAAACAGAAGUCAAUGCAUAUCCUCACAUGUGCAGAUGGAUUCCACAAAAAUCAAAGAAAUAUCUACAUUAACACACUUAGACCAUGAAAAGCACAGAAAAGAAACAGAAGGAGAUACUGGAACUGUGGCUUCUGAGAGCGGCACACUGGUUGACACUGACUCUUUAGCACAAGCAGACCAUGCCAAUGGAAGGGUGGGCAGGCAUUUGGAAGGCCAGUAUAGCAGCUCCACCAACCACCAUGUGACUGUCCAGCAACUGAACAUUGCAGUUGGAUCCUUGGAAAAUAAUGGAGAAGACAGGGAGGACAGAGGCACCAGGCAUUCUGUUGUGAAAGGUCAUGAAGCUGUUGUCCCUGGUUUAAACUUGGACAGCCAAAGCAGUCUGGUCAAAGUUAGUUCAGACAGCCAACCUCAACAGGGUAUGUUCUUACUGGGAGAGUGCAAAGAUGAGGAUGACUUUCAAAAAGAGUUAUCUGGAAGGGCCAUUCCCCCCGUCUUGGUGCAAUCCACACCUGCAAAUACAGACCCUGUAGGGUAUCCUGGAGAAAUAUGUGAUACAAACCAGCCGACCUGUCCAAUUGGAGCUAACGCAUUGAAAACGGGAUCAGAGGUCCAUCGCGACGGAAGUGGACGUUCAGACUCGCGUAACGAGUUGUGGACAACAAAGCAGGAGACAGGACCCGAAGAUGAGUCCUCAAACGCGAUUGCCGCCUUACGCCACGAUCGGUUUAUAACAGGAGACCAAGUCUCAGAGCCUUGUGGGUUUGAAGCCGGGUCUGCGGGCGACGUGGGGCGGACCCAGAUGGGACGAACCACAGGGGCGGCGACCAGUGAAUCGCAGCCAACUUUAGCCACCUCUGGCGAUAAUCGAGGGCAGGAAUGUCAGAUGAAACUCAAAUCACCUGUUCCGCUGGUUUCCCAGGGAGAGGAAUCUCAAACAUCUCUUCCUGAAGGCGGGUGUGGAGCCAACGGCAGGGAGGAGCCUGCGAAGCGUGCCAAAGGUGUUGCUGCUAAGCUGACACCACCCACUCAGAUACGAGGCGACGAAGCAGCAGACCCUUCGCCGCGGAGAGACUCCCAUGUGCCUGGCAGUCCGGCUGAAGCAGGUGGUCGGCCGACGGGAGAGUGUCAAGUGGACGAGCAGAAACACCUCGCCGGGUCUCUGCCUGUAAAUGGAGCUGCUGGCCAACUGAUACAUGACAGAUUUCUUUAUGAGGACCCCACGAUAUCAGAGGAGGCAGCAGAAAUGAGCUACAAAACAUCUAGUGGUGGGAGAUCUGGCCUUGUUAGUUCCACUUUACAUUUGAAAAUACAGUCCCAGUGGAACCAGAGAGAUGAAGACCAGGCAAAAUCCCGCACAGUGUUCCUGGUUUCAGACAAAAAAAACAUAACUGAUGGAUACCUGCCACCUGAAACUAGGGCUGUCAAUGGGGAAAGUCUGUCUCCGGUACAGAAGAGCAGCCGGAGGUUUGUUUUGGCAGAUAAACCAAUGGAGGACGGUGAUGGAAGAAGGUUAUUCACUUAUGAGCCUCAACAAUAUAAUUCAGGGCGAGGUUCAAUAAGCACAGCGAAUCACAUCCAGGUUCCAGGAAAUACAAUGGAAUUUCUUAAUGAAAACAAAAGUGGCAGUUUUCCAGCUCAUCAAGUCCCUGCCCAUCAGGCGGACGACAGAGUCUCCAAUCACAUGUUCAUGCUUAAAGACAACAGCAACGCCAAAGGUCAACAAACCUCUGCUGUGCAGACCAAACCCACUGUGCAAAUUUGGGAGGAACCUCCAGCAAGUCUGACUUCAACCUUAAAUUCCAGCUGUCAAGAUGACUCUGACAAAGACAGCAUCUUCAAAGCGGAGCUUGUGCAGUUUAUUCCCAUCGACAAGGAAGAGGAAGAGGAUGAGGAAGCAGACACCUCUUUGGAUAUUGACAGUUUUGUGGAUACUCUCCGAAGCAUCAAUCCUUCCGUAACUUUAAGGAGAAAGACAGGGACCAGGGCUCCAAGGCCAGUCUCCCUUCCAGCAUCUUUGCCACCCAUUGAUGAGAACCUCCCAUCUCCUGAUGUGCCCCGACCACCCCUCCCUAUAUCUUCCUCAAAAUCAAUCGAGUGCAUUGCUAGAAACCCUGUGAAACAGAAAUUGACCCCUGAACCUCAACUUAAAGAGAGGCUAAAUUUAUCCUUACCACCAUCCUUGAACAUGAGACAAGGUGGAUCCAAACAAUUCCUAACCCCCUCAGAGAUGAUGCGCAACUUGGUGGAAGACAAACCUAGGGUCCCAACUCUAAAUCGAGCAUCUGCAGACAACAGCAUUGUCUUUUCAAAAACUAGCAUCCUUUCAGGCCUGGGCGCCGCUAGCAACUUGUUGUCAGGGAAGCUAGAGACCAGGUUGACCCCAACAGAUGACAAGCAGUUCUCCAGACUAGAAAACAGCUUCCUUUUUUCAAACUACAAGUCUCAGGAAGCAAGAGAGCGACCCACUGAAAAUGGCAAACGUAGCUCACUGGCUGACAGUCUAUAUAGAUUUUCCUCCAUGCCUGAUCUUUCCAGCUCCAUAGAGAAAAGCUUGGGGUAUGGGGAUGUAGGCAAAAUGAGUGCCUAUGAGCGCUUAUCCUUCCUGUCAUCUCCAACAAGUUCCCUGCCAGGGACUUAUGAGAGGUUAAAGGUUAGCCUCCCACCUUCUGCCCCACAGUUUAAUAGGCAGACUUCCAUGGACGCUCUGAGGGAGGUGGCUUCAGCUUCACCAACUGUCACACCACGGAACAACCACACAGUGAAAUAUAGAGCCUUCCCUGAUGCCUACCAAACCAAGGAAAAAGAACAUGGAAAAAUCAACCCUCGCCCUGGAAAGAUAUACAUCUAUGAUCAACCAGGCUUCACCGGCAACAGAACAGAGAUUUAUAGUGAUGUUAUAGACGCUACUUCUUGGGUCUUUCCUGAAACCAUCUCAAUCCGAGUGGUGAGAGGAGGAUGGGUAUUAUAUGAAAAGCCUGACUUUAAGGGGGAAAAAUUUGCCUUGGAAGAAGGAGACAUUGAGCUUUCUUACCCAUUUGGAGAGACAGAAGAACACAGCCCAGAACCUGACGACCCUCCCAGAAAGAAGUUUGUCAUUGGCUCACUGCGGAGAGCAGUCAGGGACUACAGCGUUCCUGAACUGUGCCUGUUCCCAGAAGAUAACGCAGAAGGGAAGAAGGUCAUAUUCCGAGACACAUCCGAAGAUGCUCGCAUUUAUGGUCUUCCAAUCAGAGCUAAUUCCAUAAUCGUCAAUGCUGGCUUGUGGUUGGUCUAUGCAAAGCCUUUCUUUGAAGGAAUCCCUCGCGUUAUUGAAGUCGGAGGGUACAGCAGCUUGAAGGCGUGGGGUGCAAAACAGCCAGAUGUCUGCUCCGUUCAUCCACUAAAAAUAGGUGAACCAAAGGUUGAAAAUAUCAAUGAACCAAAGGUGAUCAUCUAUGAAAAACCAUACUUUACAGGAAAAUGCAGAGAGGUGUACACUGACACCCGGGACUUCAUGACCCGAACAGAUUCACAGAAUGUGUUUAUGCCCAAUGCAGGCUCCAUUAAAGUAUUAGGAGGCUGCUGGGUGGGCUACCAGAAAGAGGGCUUUCGAGGACACCAGUACCUUCUGGAAGAGGGAGACUUCCAUGACUGGAGAGUGUGGGGAGGUUGUGAUUCAGAGCUCAAGUCUCUACAUCUAAUUCGAGCGGAUUUUUCAGACCCUGAAAUGGUUAUGCAUGAAUGUAAUAAUGAGGAUGUGGAAGUGCAGCGUUUUCAUGUAGUAGAAGCCACACCAGAUCUGGAGCUCCUUGGUUACAAAUCAAUGAUCCAGUCCAUCCAUGUCCUCAGUGGGGCGUGGAUUGCAUACUCUCAUGUGGAUUAUUCGGGGAACCAAUAUAUCUUAGAAAAAGGGUAUUACCAUACCUGGCAAGACUGGGGAGCCAGUGACUUUAAGAUCUCUUCUGUUCAGCCCAUCUUAAUGGCAAAUGGAGACAGCCCUAGCUUCAAAAAUAAGAUUUAUCUCUUUUCUGAGCCCAGUUUCCAGGGGAACUGCUUAGUGUAUGACUUGGAUCGAGCCUGUAUCCCUGAAUCAUUCAAGCCCUGCUCAUUCAGAGUUGUGGGAGGCAGCUGGGUUGUAUACGAAGGUCGAGAAUUCUCUGGAAAUCUGUACGUUUUGGGAGAAGGAGAGUAUCCGAACUUUACCACCAUAGGCUGUGCACCUAACGUCAUCAUCCGAUCAGUCAAGAUGAUUCCCAUUGUGUUCUCAGAGCCGUCAAUCUCCAUAUAUAGCCUGGAAUGCUUUGAAGGGAAGGAAAUUGUGCUCAACUCCGAAAUUCAGAGCCUCCUGGCUGAGGGCUUCAACAACCACGUCCUGUCUGUGCGCGUCAAGGGAGGAAUAUGGGUGGCCUGUGAACACAGCAAUUACAGGGGAAGUCAGAUUCUGCUUGAAGAGUCUAUUGAGAUCACUAACUGGCUGAAAUUCAGUGAAAUGUCCAAAAUUGGGUCACUCUAUCCUAUUCGUCAGAAACGAAUCUUCUUCCAUUUAAAAAAUCGCCACAGAGGACAAUACAUGACCAUUCAAGGCGACCUGAGAGAGCUGAAGUCCUGCCGGGUGGUUGUAUCAGAGCAGAUUGAUGGGAUGUCACAUGUUUGGUAUUAUCAAGAAGGCUUGCUCAAAAACAAGCUGGCCUUGGAUCUGAGCCUGCAGGUGGUUGGAAAUCCAGAGGAAGGCUCCAAAUUGGUGUUGUGGACGGAGUCCCGCAUCCCCCGGCAGUCUUGGAAGAUCCAGCCCGGUGGGCGAAUUUGUAGCCUUAUCUUUGAGGGAAUGACAAUGGAUGUGAAAGGAGGCAAGACCUAUGACAAGGACCAUAUAGUGAUGUGGUCAUCCUCUGACGAGCGACCUACUCAGAUUUGGGACAUGGAGAUCAUUUAACUGUAGUCUCCUUACAUGUGAGCCGUAAUGAAGUGGAUUCUCCUUAUCUUAUGGAAGACUGGCAGCUGGAGCAAAGACUGCACGGAAUUACGUUACUUGUUUAGGUCUCUGACUUGCUGGACAAGUUUAUGAAAAUGCAACUUCUACUUUGUUGUGACCAUGUGGCAAAAGAGACUGUAAAUAAUGUGACUCAAAAGCCUCAUGAAUACAAGGAGACGUUUGGUAACUAAGGGCUGUCACACUGUGAACCAAUGGAAAAUAAGCAAACCAUAGUGCCAUCCUGUGAUUACAUUGAACCUGUUUAUUUGCUUUUAUUUGUGACUCUUAUCUAUCUAUCUAUCUAUCUAUCUAUCUAUCUAUUUGUCUAUCUAGUCAUUCAGUUCCUUCCUUUUUUCUCAAUCCACCAUUCUUCAUGUGAAUGUCAAAGUACCCUACUGUGUCAGUUUUGCUUUGCUUAAAAUCAUAAGGAACAUUAAGUGCUUUCGAGAGUUUUGAUUGACAAAACUACAUUGUCACUUUGACCUACUUGUUACAUAGUUGUAAAGAAAAUAUAGGAAUGUGUCCCUGUAAAGCAGUUAAAAAAAAAACAAAAACUGCCAUUUACUGUAUAAACCUCAAAUUGUAAUCGGCGUUCUUUAAAAUGAAAUCCUGAGGAGCCUCCUCCCGUGGUCUGAGGUAUGUGGACGUGGAGUCCACCUCCUGAUGGUGGGUCAGUUAAAUUUAAGAAUGAAGAGUAAAGUAAAUUGCAGAGCAAAAGCCUUAUUAGGGCCUGCCGGCCACAACAUAUAUACUGUAAUUCACGUGACAAAUCUACUUCCAGUCUGAAAGCUGACUAAGCAAUACAAAUUUAAAAGACGAAAACAACAAGAACAUUUAUUUACGUGACACAUAUUCAUGCAUAGAAAUAGCUCAAAGUACUGUGCAAUAUUAAUAGCUAAACAUAGUUCCAGAAAGAAAAUGAUAAUUAAGGAACAGCAGCAAUUUGUAACAGCAGAGUCUUAAUGACCAGCUUAAUUACAAAGUGUGGUCAGAUGGCCAGGGAAGACAGACAAAUAAAAACUCCAGUUGGCAGGAUGUUGGAAAAAAAUAAACCUGAGGGGUUCCAAGGCCAAAAGACCACCCAAUCCCCUCUGGGCAUGCUGCAAUCUAUGAAAGUGUCACAAUUGUGGGAUAUUCUUGUAGAACACUCAGGUGGCUGCAGCCUUCUUAGGCCUGGGGACAGUGGCACAUACAGUAGUGUCACCACAGAGCACUGGAAAAAAAGAAAACGCACAAACAUAGUGAUCAGUGUCCAGCCUAUGAAACAGCAAACAGAAUUAUAUUUAUUGAAAAGAACAAAUUUCUUGUAAGUGCUCUUGAGAACCACAUUAAAGAGGUGGGUUUUAGUAGUUUUUGCCUCUCAACUGUACUGGCCCAGUGUAUCUCUAAUGGUAAAUUAUUCCAGAUUUUUGGUGCAUAGAAACAGAAAACUGCAUCAUCAGUUCUGUUGUGCUUCACUCUUGGAAUACUGAGCAAGACGAGGAUCUACGAUUACAAUUUGGAAUGUAGGGGAACAAGCAGUCAAAAAAUUGCAGAAGGUUUUAGAUGUUUCAACGAAUUAUCUACCAUAUAAUAAAACACUACAGUCUGUGUAUGUGUGUGUGUGUGCUUUGUACCCCAGAGCAAUGUGAUUAUUCAUUUAGGCUUUGGUGACGCGAUCAAAAGAGGAAGCGCAAGUGUGAGGCACACAAGGAAGAAUAAAGGUGUAGGAGGCAUACUGAGAGUCCCCUUCAAAGAUGGGAAGUAAAAAAAGUGAAAAAGAGGCCAGCAAGUUGACUCCAAAUAAGAAUCUGAGAAGCAGGCUUUAUGGGAACAUGCUGGGCAGAGGGAGCACCUGGCAAGAGAGGGUCAGACACACACAGGUAAUGAAGAGAGCCACUAAAGGUACAUAUACUGUAGGGUAGGAGGUAUCAAAUAUUUUUCAGUUUCUUCUAUUAUGAGCCUGUCUUUGACAAUAACUGUAGACAUCUUUUAAAGUCAUUCCUAAAGGAUACUGGCUGCCAGUGUAGUGAUGCCAAGACUGGGCACAUGUGCUGAGAUUUCUCUUUUUCUUGCUGCCUUUGGACUAAUUACAGCUGCUUAUACCUUUUUUUUGGUAAUCCUGACAGGGAGUGCAUUGCAGUAAUCUAGAUAACUAAAGACCGAAGCAUGUAUUAACUUUUUAGCAUGUUAAAGUGACAUGACAAAUCUAACAAUGUUUCUUACGUGACCGAAUGCAUUUUUAAUAAUAUGCUUAAUGUACAAUUUGAUGUUUAGCUUUGACCCUGAGAUUCUUUACGUUAGGCCAAAUCAAGAAAGGGAGAUGAUAAAGUAGAAGAAUGGCUGAUAUGAAGACAUUUGGCCAAUAUGUCUCUUAUUUGCCAAGGUUAUCCUCCUUGCUGUUCUUCAAAUAUAUAAACUGUAUAUUUUGUAACCUGA
Polypterus senegalus (gray bichir) is the source of this 10351-nucleotide messenger RNA. RefSeq names its product crystallin beta-gamma domain containing 2 (gene crybg2). The transcript has 22 exons. The record is from RefSeq and is a predicted model, not a curated record. NCBI's taxonomy places the organism in Eukaryota, Metazoa, Chordata, Cladistia, Polypteriformes, Polypteridae. Bases 317 to 7894 code for a protein of 2525 amino acids.